Molecule: messenger RNA, 1128 nt
Organism: Thlaspi arvense
Lineage: Eukaryota; Viridiplantae; Streptophyta; Magnoliopsida; Brassicales; Brassicaceae
Source: the annotation of a GenBank genome assembly
AUGGUGAAAGAUAUUGAAGAUGAGAUCAGAGACGAGAAGAAUCCUCGCCCGCUUGACGAAGAUGAUAUCGCUCUCCUCAAAACCUACGGGUUAGGGCCUUACUCUGCACCGAUUAAGAAAGUAGAGAAAGAAAUCAAGGAGCUUGCAAAGAGGAUCAACGAUCUCUGUGGUAUCAAGGAGUCUGAUACUGGUUUAGCUCCUCCCAGUCAAUGGGAUCUCGUGUCCGAUAAACAAAUGAUGCAAGAGGAGCAACCUUUGCAGGUUGCUAGAUGCACAAAGAUCAUUAGUCCAAACACUGAAGACGCCAAGUACGUCAUUAAUGUCAAACAGAUAGCUAAGUUUGUCGUUGGUCUUGGCGAUAAAGUUUCUCCUACUGAUAUUGAAGAAGGCAUGAGAGUGGGAGUUGAUAGGAAUAAGUAUCAGAUUCAGAUUCCUCUACCUCCAAAAAUCGAUCCUAGUGUCACCAUGAUGACAGUUGAAGAGAAACCUGAUGUUACUUACAAUGAUGUUGGUGGCUGCAAGGAGCAGAUUGAGAAGAUGCGAGAGGUUGUUGAACUGCCAAUGCUUCAUCCAGAGAAAUUCGUGAAGCUUGGAAUUGAUCCUCCCAAGGGUGUUCUCUGCUACGGUCCUCCUGGUACCGGUAAAACCCUUUUGGCUAGAGCUGUGGCCAACAGAACCGAUGCUUGCUUCAUCAGAGUUAUCGGCAGUGAGCUUGUUCAGAAGUAUGUCGGUGAAGGAGCUAGGAUGGUUCGUGAAUUGUUCCAGAUGGCACGGUCCAAAAAAGCAUGCAUUGUGCCUGAUACUCUGGACCCUGCUCUUCUACGACCUGGACGUCUCGACCGUAAGGUUGAAUUCGGUCUUCCUGAUCUGGAGAGCAGGACGCAGAUAUUCAAGAUUCACACGAGAACAAUGAACUGCGAGAGAGACAUCCGUUUUGAACUCCUUGCUCGUCUCUGCCCAAACUCAACCGGAGCUGAUAUCAGGAGUGUGUGCACUGAAGCUGGUAUGUACGCAAUCAGAGCUAGGAGAAAGACUGUGACUGAGAAGGACUUUCUGGAUGCAGUGAACAAAGUCAUUAAAGGUUAUCAAAAGUUCAGUGCAACCCCCAAGUACAUGGUCUACAAUUAG